Plectropomus leopardus (leopard coralgrouper) is the source of this 1791-nucleotide messenger RNA. RefSeq lists its product as uncharacterized. The record is from RefSeq and is a predicted model, not a curated record. Lineage: Eukaryota; Metazoa; Chordata; Actinopteri; Perciformes; Serranidae.
GGCCCCAGGUCCCCUUCACCCCACAGAUUCAAGGGAGGCCCCAGGUCCCCUUCACCACACAGAAUCAAGGGAGGCCCCAGGUCAGAUACCAUCCACAGAAUCAAGGGAGGCCUCAGGCCCCCUUCAACCAGCAGAAUCAAGGGAGGCCCCAGGUCCCCUUCACCCCACAGAUUGAAGGGAGGCCCCAGGUCCCCUUCACCCCACAGAUUGAAGGGAGGCCCCAGGUCCUCUUCACCCCACAGAUUGAAGGGAGGCCCCAGGUCAGAUACCAUCCACAGGACCAAGGGAGGCCAUGUGCCCCCUUCACCCUGCAAGGCCAAGUGAGGCCUCAAGGCCCCUGCAUCCCAAAGGACAAAUUGCAGGAGCUGAAUGAUUUGUUGACGGAGGAGCGUUCCAAAAGCUGUUCUGAGUAUCGGAUGAGGAUGCAGCUCACCAAAGAACUGGACGAUGCCAAACAACAGCUGGCUCGUGAGAAGACCCUGAAAGAAAUGUAUAUAAACAAAGAGAAGGACACACGGAAAGAGCUGGAAAGACUGAAGAGAGUCAGCGAACCAGAGACCAUGACCAACAUGAAGAUCGCCACUCUGGUUCGAGAAACUCUCAAAACCAAAAAGAAGAAGGAGCUUCUAAACGAGUAUGAGGAGCUCAGGGUGAAUCACAUCAUUAGCCAGGACAAGUUCUCAGCAGAGCUCGGUGUUGAGAAAGCGAAAAACGAAGCUCUUUUGAAAGAACUUGAGCAGCUGAAAGUUCAGGUUGAGCAGAUAAACCUGAACUGUGAAGCUCCGCUCAAGGAUGAAAAAGAGGCCUCCACCAACCAGGAGCUCAUCACGCAGCUCCAGACUGAGACAGAGGUCAACAAAAACCUUCGAAUUGAAGUCACCCAGCUUAAAGAACAUUGCCGGGACAAGUCUAGGGAGAACAAGGCUUUCGAAAAGCAACUGGAGGACCUGAAGGCUCAGCUGCAAACUGCUGAAACUCUCAGCAGUCGUCUGGAGGAGAAGGUGACGCAGCUUACCACCGAACUUGAGUCUCUCCAGGAACAGGUGAAGGAAAAAGAGCUCCUUCAGGAGAAGAACAGCAUCCUGCAGGACAAAGUGAGGGAGCUCAAAGAGGCACACACAAUCAACCAAGAGAUCUACUCAGCAGAGAUCCAGGUUGAAAAGGACACAAAUCAAGCUCUUCAGCAAGAGCUUGAAGACCUAAAGGAGAAAGACACUCUGCUCCAACAGAGACAGGAGGAGAUCCAAACCCUGAAGGAAAAUGCUUUUCAAAAAGAGAAGUCAUUUUUCAAAGAGUUGGCGGAUCUGAAAGACAACCAGGCCUCCGCCAACCAAGAGCUUGUCACUAAGCUCAAGACUGAGGCGGAGGUCAAUAAGAACCUCCAAAUUGAACUCGCCAGGCUCAGAAAGGAGCACCAGGACAAGACCAGAGAGCAGGAGAGGGAGAAGGAGGCUCUGAAAAAACAGGUGGAGGACCUGAAAGAAAAACAGGCCUCCAACCAGGAACUUGUCACAAGGCUCCAGAAUGAGACAGAGAACCUUCAAACUGAACUGACCUCACUCAAAGAACAACACCAGGACAUGACCAGGGACCAUCAGACGGAGUCCCCCAAUGAUUCAGACAAUAUUGAGGUGAUGGAGGAAACUGAAGUGUCUGAACAGAGGAUUGAGGAGCAAAAGAAAAAUCCUUCACUCUGGAAAAGAUUCAGACACCGUAUUGGCUUGAGGAAGAAGAAGAAGAAGACGGAGAAGAAGCUGGAGGAGGAGGAGUCAUAAUCCACCUGAGACUCCU